Ochotona princeps (American pika) is the source of this 3870-nucleotide messenger RNA. RefSeq names its product syndecan 3 (gene SDC3). Gene Ontology annotation, biological process: cell migration. The coding region runs from base 164 to 1519 and encodes 451 amino acids. Gene Ontology annotation, cellular component: membrane; cell surface. The record is from RefSeq and is a predicted model, not a curated record. NCBI's taxonomy places the organism in Eukaryota, Metazoa, Chordata, Mammalia, Lagomorpha, Ochotonidae. The transcript has 5 exons.
CGCUGUGGGCGCGGAGCUGCGAGGCGGAGCCGGGCCGCCGAGCCGGAGCCGCGAGCCGAGCCGCGCGUCGCUCCAGCCGCCGGGCCGCCGCCGAGCAGCCGCUCCGUGCCCCGAGCCUCGGGAACAAAGGCGCCGCCGCCCGCCUGCCCGCGCCGCAGCCGCCAUGAAGCCGGGGCCGCCGCACCGUGCCGGGGCUGCCCACGGGGCAGGAACCGGGGCCGGGGCAGGCGCCGCGGCCGGGCCCGGGGCCCGCGGGCUGCUCCUGCCCCCGCUGCUGCUGCUGCUGCUGGCGGGGCGCGCCGCGGGGGCACAGCGCUGGCGCAGUGAGAACUUUGAGAGGCCCGUGGACCUGGAGGGCUCAGGGGAUGACGACUCCUUUCCCGAUGAUGAAUUGGAUGACCUAUACUCGGGGUCAGGCUCAGGCUACUUCGAGCAGGAGUCGGGCCUUGAGACAGCUAUGCGGUUCAGCCCAGAUGUGGCCCUAGCCAUGUCCACCACGCCUGCCGUACUGCCCACCACAGACAUCCAGCCUGUGGGCACCCCGUUCGAAGAGCUUCCCUCCGAGCACCCCACCCCGGAGCCAGUCACCAGCCCCCCAGUAGUGACAGAAGUCCCGGAAGAGCCCAGUGAGAGAGCGACCACCAUGGCCACCACCGUGGCCAUCACCACUGCCACCACCACUGCCACCACAACAGGAGCCUCGACCAUGGCCACUGUGGCCACCAUGCCCACCACUGUGGCCACCGCCGCCCCCAGCAUCCCUGCAGCACCCCCUUCCACAGGCACCACUGCUGUGGUGAGGACCACCGGCAUCUGGAGGCUUCUGCCUCUUCCACUGACCACGGCUGCCAUAGCCCCAGCCAGCACACCCGCAGCGCCCUCACCUCCCACCUCGGGGCUUCCCUUGGACACAGAGGCGCCCACCCCCCGGCUGGUCAGCACAGCUACCUCCCGGCCUAGAGCCCUUCCCAGGCCAGCCACCAGCCAGGAGCCCACCAUCCCUGAGAGGAGCACCCUGCCCUUGGGCACCACAGCCCCUGGGCCCACAGAGAUGGCUCAGACCCCGACUCCGGAAUCCAUCCUGACUACCGUCCGGGCUGAGUUAGAGGUGCCAGUAAGCGGAGGACCCAGUGGGGACUUUGAGCUGCCAGAAGAAGAGACCACACAGCCAGAUGCAGCCAAUGAGGUGGUGGCUGUGGGAGGGGCUGCAGCCAAGCCGUCACCUCCACCAGGGACCCUGCCCAAGGGUGCCCGCCCAGGCCCUGGCAUCCUGGACAAUGCCAUUGACUCUGGCAGCUCGGCUGCUCAGCUGCCUCAGAAAAGUAUCCUGGAGCGGAAGGAGGUGCUUGUAGCUGUGAUUGUUGGUGGGGUGGUGGGAGCCCUGUUCGCUGCCUUCCUGGUCACACUGCUCAUCUACCGCAUGAAGAAGAAGGACGAGGGCAGCUACACGCUGGAGGAGCCCAAACAGGCAAGCGUCACUUACCAGAAGCCUGACAAGCAGGAGGAGUUCUAUGCCUAGCGGAGCCGCAGUGCCUCCCCGCAGCCUCCAACAUCCCUCUGCCCAGUCCCCAGCCUGGCUCAGCCUGGCCCCCUGCAACCCCGGCCUGGGACUGAGGCUCAGAGGGAGAGCUUGGCCCCGGUUCUUCUCUGCCCUUCCUUUUAAGGCCUAUCCAGGUUGCCAGCCUCACACAGAACAGAGGGCACUGCCAUCUGCCCUGGAUUGUGUCCUUACGAGCUCAUCUCUCGUCCUCCGCCAGCCUUGGGCUUCGGGACCUCAUAUCACAUAAACAGGAGGAGGAAGCUUCUGAUUGGCUGGUGGAAGAAGGGGUGGGGCCUGAGCCCUCAACUUGGCCCUGCCUACACCCCACCCAGCAGGGCUGUCUGAGGGCAGAGAGGCACUGAGGCUGGUUUUCAGGACCAAUAAUUUGGCAAAUGCAGCCCUUAAAAAUAACGGGGAUACUGUAACCUCUCACUGCUGUUCUGGGGCCUCUCUCUCUGCCUGGGUCACACACAUUCCCUGUAUUGGCCUGGCCUCCUUGUGGUUGUGGGACUGUCCUGCCCUCACCUCUCGCCAGUGCCCUGGUGUCCCAGGCUUCACCUCUUUCUGCGUCUUCCCCCUGAGGAUGCCAGGGGUAGCCACUGGAGGAGAGAGGCCACUCUGAUGUCCCUCCUGGGCGGGGACUCUGCACAGACGUCAUUGCCCACACUGUCACACUUACUGUCAUCCGAUCACACACCCAGGACUGAAACACAAAAAGAUGAAAUCACACACCACCAUGAGCCCCUCCCCACCAGCCAGUCAAGACCAGCUCUUACAGACGCACGUGCUUCCAAAGAUGUUCUCCUGAGUUGCUCUGACGCUUACUGCAGUGCGGGUCAUGACUCGUGCUCGGGUGAGCGGUGACAGUGUGACCUCUCUCUGUCCCUCUCCCACCCACCAUGCACCUUCGGGUCUCCAGCUUUCAGGUGCCCCCUGGGGAGGGUGGAAUCAAGCUGGAACAAUCAGCCCAUAUUGGGUCCCCGAGUUGCCCUGUCACACUCAGUCCCACGCCAUGGCACCCAUACCAGCCACAUCUCUACCCACCAGGCCCCUGCCAGACAUAAUCCCAUAUGGGUGCCCAGUACCACUCCACUUGACCCCAUGCUCACUCUCCUAGGUGAAGGAUGCUCCAGGGGCUCAUGGACACAGCCCCCUCGGGCUGUUACCUGCCAGCUGAGCUGGGCCUUACCCCUGCCUCACCUGUUAUGAGAGGCUCUGGGCCAGCCUGCACUGGCUGGGAGCCUGGGACCUUCACUAUGGCUGAGGCAGAAAGGGCUUGGUAUCCUGACAUUGGACCCUGGGCCCUGGGAGGUACUUGGAUUUCCCAGCACCAAAGGCCCUGGACAGGGAGGAGGCCUGGCUCCUGGUCCCCCUGUGUCCUCCUGCCCUGAGCUAGGGGCCGAUCUGCCUCCCGGGGCACAAGUCUCCAAAGUGCCUGAGAGGGCGGGCCCUUCGCCCAGGCCCUCUGCAUCCUCGGCCCUCGCCCUGGCCAGGCCAACCUCAGCCCAUCCACCCCAGGCCGGUCCUUCCCCAUGCAACCUCAACUGCCCAUCCACCAAACACCUUGGCCAUUCUGGCCAUGGCUGAGUGGAUCCCUGCCCCCACCCCCUCAUAUCCCCUUACCCCAGGUCCCAAGGGCAGAGGUUUGAGGGGCUGGAGCAGGUGAUGGUGACAGUGGGGAUAUCAGAGCCCCCAGUCUACCUUCCUUUGUAAAUGGGGUCACUUCCUGGGCAUUUGGGCUAUGGGAUCACCAGUGGUGAAGGGUGUGUUUGGCGAGAACUCUUGGAGCCAAAAGGGUGGGAUGGGAGUUGUAAUUGGCUAGUGCUCAUACCCUCAGCUCCCACCUCCAUUCCUGCCAGUAUUCCCACCCCCACCAGGUUUUAGUUCUAGUCCCUUCUCAGAAUUCCCUGGCAGUGAAUUUCUGUGGGGUGGGAGUGGGAGUACUGGCUGUGAUGAAGCCGAGGUUCUGGGGCUCCUGCUUGUGGGUGGGACUCCCUUAUACAGAUACCAGAGCCCUCCGCAUGAGGAAGCCGGCUGGUCCCAGCCUUGGUGGAGGGGCAGGGAUGGGACAGGCCUCUUGGGACAGGGGACCUGGAGGAGGCAGCGUGGCCUCAAUGGUCCUGGCAGCAGAAACACUGGGGUCCAGGCAGCAGAGAAGGUGCUGUGCCAGCUCCCCUCUCCCCCACCCCCUGCUGGGCUGCUGUCCUGGGGACAGAGCAACUCUGGUGAGAAGGCCUGGGCAGGCCGAGGCUGAGAAACCAGGGAGUGUGGAGGAAAGCAAGCCAGGGCAUAGCAGCCCUGGGGCCAGAGACCUGCCCAAGCUAGGAGGA